AUGGCUGCCACUCAGACACCCGAAGUCCUCUGGGCCCAGCGCUCAUCAAGCACGGACCCCGAAAAGAAUAUCCUCUACGUCCACCUUAGUGUCCCCGAUGUUCCCCCUUUCUCUGCAAAGCUCUCCCUCACCCCCACCUCCAUAUCCUUCUUGGGCCACUCAGACACCAAGAAGGUCGACUACAAGGUCGACCUCGAGCUGUACGGUGAAAUCGACGUCGACAACUCGAAAUCACAUCACUCUCCGCGCGGCGUCGAUCUCGUGCUAAGAAAGAAGGAGCUCAAUGCGGAAUACUGGCCUCGUUUCUUGAAGGAUGCCAAGAAAGCUCAUUUCCUCAAGACGGAUUUCGAUAAGUGGGUUGAUGAGGACGAGCAAGACACCGUAAACGAGGACGACUACAGCAACUUCGGCGGCAUGGGCGAUGAAGGUCUUGGCGCUAUUGACUUCUCGAAACUGGGUGCUGGUGGAAUGGGUGGAAUGCCAGGUUUGGGUGGAAUGGCCGGCGGAGCAGAUGGCGAAAACGAGGACGGGGAGGGAUCGGUCGAUGAUAUGCCCGGACUGGAAGAAGAAGAAGAAGAAGAAGAAGAAGUAGGUAACGCUGAGUCAGAGCCUAAGAUUGAAGAGGUGGCUUAG
Paracoccidioides lutzii Pb01 is the source of this 633-nucleotide messenger RNA. Its product is annotated as Hsp90 binding co-chaperone (Sba1). Gene Ontology annotation, biological process: protein folding; chaperone-mediated protein complex assembly. Gene Ontology annotation, cellular component: cytosol; nucleus. The coding region runs from base 1 to 633 and encodes 210 amino acids. The record is from RefSeq and is a predicted model, not a curated record. Gene Ontology annotation, molecular function: protein-folding chaperone binding; Hsp90 protein binding. The transcript is spliced from 4 exons.